UUGCCUUCCCCACCAUCGCUGAGGACGAUGAUGACAAGAUCGUGGGAGGCUACACCUGUGCAGAGCACUCCGUUCCCUAUCAGGUGUCCCUGAAUUCCGGAUAUCACUUCUGUGGAGGUUCCCUCAUCAGCAGCCAGUGGGUCCUGUCAGCUGCUCACUGCUACAAAUCUCGCAUCCAAGUGCAGCUCGGGAAACAUAACCUGGCCCUGACAGAAUCCACACAGCAGUUUAUUAACUCGGCUAAAGUCAUCCGCCACUCUGGCUACAGCUCCUAUACCCUGGACAAUGACAUCAUGCUCAUC
Messenger RNA from Empidonax traillii (willow flycatcher), 302 nucleotides. RefSeq names its product anionic trypsin-1-like. The annotation marks the transcript as partial. NCBI's taxonomy places the organism in Eukaryota, Metazoa, Chordata, Aves, Passeriformes, Tyrannidae. The transcript has 2 exons. The record is from RefSeq and is a predicted model, not a curated record. Gene Ontology annotation, molecular function: serine-type endopeptidase activity. Gene Ontology annotation, biological process: proteolysis.